Penicillium angulare is the source of this 1641-nucleotide messenger RNA. Its product is annotated as putative phosphatidylinositol-3,4,5-trisphosphate 3-phosphatase. The transcript is spliced from 3 exons. Gene Ontology annotation, molecular function: phosphatidylinositol-3,4,5-trisphosphate 3-phosphatase activity; protein tyrosine phosphatase activity; protein tyrosine/serine/threonine phosphatase activity. Gene Ontology annotation, biological process: phosphatidylinositol dephosphorylation; phosphatidylinositol 3-kinase/protein kinase B signal transduction; negative regulation of cell population proliferation. Gene Ontology annotation, cellular component: cytosol; cell projection; plasma membrane. NCBI's taxonomy places the organism in Eukaryota, Fungi, Ascomycota, Eurotiomycetes, Eurotiales, Aspergillaceae. Bases 1 to 1641 code for a protein of 546 amino acids. The record is from RefSeq and is a predicted model, not a curated record.
AUGGCCUCGAUUCUCCGCCAAAUCGUCGCCGGUCCCAGAUUACAGCACCCAGAAUCGAAUCUCGAUCUAUGCUAUGUGACAGAUAAAAUCAUCGCCACGUCAGGACCCUCAGGAACCUACCCCCAACGCGCAUAUCGCAACCCCCUCGACGCCCUAGUCAACUUCCUCGAUCUCAAACAUGGCUCAAACUGGUGUAUCUGGGAAUUCCGCGCCGAAGGAACAGGUUAUCCGGACUCAGAAGUCUACGGCCGAAUCCACCAUUUCCCAUGGCCGGAUCACCAUCCCCCGCCCUUCGCCCUACUCCCAAAUAUAAUGGGUAGUAUGCGAAACUGGAUACACAAAACAGAUGACAUUACAGUGACCAAUAACGAUAAGGAUCAAGAUGGCUCGAGCUCGAACGAGAGGGUCAUCGUCGUACACUGCAAAGCUGGCAAAGGACGCAGCGGAACUAUCGCAACAGGAUACCUGAUCAGCCAGGAGGGGUGGAAGAAGGAAGAUGCUCUUCAGCGAUUCACGGAACGACGCAUGCGCGUUGGGUUCGGUGCUGGAGUUAGUAUUCCCAGUCAACUGCGAUAUGUUGGGUAUAUUGAUCGGUGGACGAAUGAGUUACAUAAGGAAUAUGUGGAACGGCCUGUUGAGAUUCUGGAAGUUCAUAUCUGGGGACUGAGAGAUGGAGUUAAAGUUGCCAUUGAAGGAUUCGAGGAUGAGGGCAAGAAAAUCAAACCAAUUCAUAUGUUUCAUCGACGAGAGCGAACGGUCAUCGACUCGGGAAAUACCACUCCGAAAGAAAAAGAAGAGUCGCAGUCCAAGACAGACUCCUCUACUCCAGCUCCAUCGGGAAAUGCAACUCCUCUAGACUCACAAACCGAUAUCUCGACCCCAUCUACUUCCCGCCGAACAACAGGAUUGCAACAGACGUUGUCGGCUGUCAUAUUCCGGCCUGAGAACCCCGUUAUCGUGCCUGGGUCAGAUGUGAAUAUUGAUUUCGAGAGAAGGAGCAAAGCCUCGUAUACAGGAUUUGCAAUGGUUACAUCCGUCGCGCAUGUAUGGUUUAAUGCCUUCUUUGAAGGUGGACAUGAGAAUGAGUCUGGUGUUUUUGAAACGGAGUGGGCUGCCAUGGAUGGAAUCAAGGGGAGUGCGAGGAAAGGUAUUCGUGCUCUAGAGAGAUUGAAGGUUGUAUGGCGGUAUCCUGUGACGGAGGAUGUGGCGACUGCUGCUACUACUACGACUGGGCGACCGAUUAGUGAGCCGAAGCCGGGAGAACCUAUUUGUGAAAGUCAUCCUGCGGAUUGGAGGGGUUCGUUGGAGCAGCCUCGUCAUGAUGAGAGUUCAAAGGAUAAGAAGGAGAAUAAGUCUUUACGGGAACGGGGUGCUGAGGGGCAUGACUUUGCUGGUGCCCCUACCCCCGUGAAGGAUGGUGAUGGUGAUGCCAAUGGUGGGAUGUCGGCACAGGAGUUGGAGAGACAGUUUGGAUUGCGGGCGCAGACGGAUGCUAGUAAGGAUGUAAGUCUUGCUGGGACUGAUGAUGAGGGGCGCUCGGCCACGGAUGAUGAAGGACGAGUGGUGAAGGCUAAGGAGAAUGGGAAUGGGGACAUGGAGGGAGUGAAGUCUUAUUUUGAGAAGAAUGGGGAGAAUAGGUGA